AUGCCGUCCUCUAAAGAUCGCGAUGUCGAUAUUGUCGACGAUCGCCCGCGCGACAAGCCACACCGAUCCAAAUCCGAGCGCAAAGACAGAGAUCGAGAUCGAGAUCGAGAUCGAGACCGAGACCGAGAUAAGGAGAGGGAUAGAGACCGGAAAAGAGACAAGGAUAGAGACAGAGACAGAGACAGAGAUAGAGACCGCGAUAGCGACCGGGAUAGGGAUUCACUCUUGUCGUCCUCCCACCGCUACCAGCACCUUUCCCAACGCUCCUCGAGAUCCUCCAAGCUGAGGCCGACCGACAGCGAGUCGCACUCUCGAUCCCACCGACGACACAGAACGAAGGACAUGGACAAGGAUGAGCUGGAGGGCAAUUCAGCGGCCUCGCGGUCCAUGGUGGAUUUGGUGCCAGAGCUAGCUCGGGGUAUGGGGAGCGAACGGGGGAGCCUUCCGUACCCAUCGUUCAGCAAGGCACACAGCAAAGAGGCUCUCCAUAGCAAGGAAGAUGUCUCUUCGCCUGGUGCCCGGCGGUCGGAUCCGCUCACGCCAGAUACCACUGAUCUUGGCGGCAGCGAGAUGCGCCGCUCCAAGUCGGUCGACUCGCCUCCCGCUCCCCGAAAGACCUCAACAGCACACCAGGACACCCGCCAGAAUGACCGGCCGCCAUCACCACCAGAGACGGACUUGUCAGGCCAAAGGAAGAGACCCGAGACGCCAGGGUCGGCGAAAGAAGCAGACGCUCCGGAUACAAGGCCCUCAUCGAGGGGCUCCUGGGUGUCGAGGUCUACGUCCAAACAUGAACCCAAAUCCAGAGUCUCAAAAGUGUCGAGCCAGGCGACCUUUGUCAUGCGGCCGGCCCCUUCGGUCAGGGUUCCCCGCCCCGAGGAACCUACAGCGCCAACUUCGGAGGUAACGGACGCGUCCACCGUCGAGCCAGGUUCUACUUCAACAGCCCUUCCGCGACGGAGCGGUUCCAUCGUUCGGACAGCACCCACCGAGAUGGCAGACUACUCGCCCGAAUCAGCGAUAGACGUCUCACCCAGGACGCCAACACACACACCACCUCAGUUCCCGCCGCCACCUAUCAUGCCGGAGGAGAAGCACCACUAUUCAACAUCCGACGUUCCCACACCUUCGGCAACUCCAUUUAUGCCAGGGCCCCCUCCCCCCCCGCCGCCUCCGCCUCCUCCUCCCGCGCUCAAUCUCCAAGAGGUGCCACGAGUGGAUUACCUUAUGGCAAAUGGUGGCUUGCCGCAACCAGUUCCUAGGACGUUCCUCUCCGUUUUACCGCGGCAAAACGGUACAAGGCCGUCUAACCCACCACUCCAAGGCGCAGAUACACUCUUUGCGCCGUUCGUGAACCUCCUCAACCAGUACCAGACGGUACUUUCGGGCCACGGUUCUAUUGCUGUGGCCACCGGACAUCGGACGGUCGCCCGGCGCUUGCUGGACCGGUUAGAGAAUGUCUUUUCUCGCGAUCUCUCGCCGGAUGGCUGCCCCUGCCUUAUGUGUGAGCGGUCGGGGCUUCCUCACAGGGGACUCGGAUGGGGAGAAGUGCUCGAGCGGGUCAGCGGGAGAGUAGAAUUACCACCCUGGCCGCCGUUUGACUUCUCCCUGCUAAGCACCAAGGCGGUUGAGGAUCUGGCCGAUGUCCCGCCCCGGCCGUCAUCACCAGUCAAGAUGGAUCCUGAUAUUGCCGAGGAAUUUAGAGAGCAUUACCUCCGCCAGACGAAACGGGUCCGGGCAGCAGUCGACAGGUGGAUGACAGGCUGCGAGAAGACAGCCGCUCCGCCACCGCAGGACGUCGACGACGAGACGCUAGCCUUCGCCAUCCUCACCAACCUCGAGCAGGAAGACCGACCCUAUUUCAACGCUCUCCUCGCAGGCGCGCGGGAGGUGCAAUCUGCCGUGCGCGCCCCAACCCCCGUCCGCCGGCCCCGCAACGACUUCAUCGUCAAGUCAGGCCUAUCCCUCCAACGAUUAUACCGCCUCCACCAGGCACCCCGCGAUGCCGAAACGGCCGUAUUCCUCGUCAAAUACACCGCCGUCCACGACCUCCUCUACACCAUCUCCGACAUCAGCGCCUCCGAGUGGGAGAUCCUCACCUCAGGCCGCUUCGACGGCUUCCUUUGGUCGGGCGCGGAAGACGACGGCAUCAACGUGGGCGAGAGCGUCUCGCGCAUGGCCACCCCGGCCAGCGGCAUAUUCCCACCCCCUUCCCGCAUGAUGAGCCCCGCCGGCCGACCCAUGUCACGCACCACGACCCCCUUCGGGUCCUUCUCACGCGGGCCCACCCCCGCCUCCUUCAUCAGUGGCGUCUCGGCCGCCUCGUCCAGCUACCCCUCGGGGCGCGGCGCCGCCGUCACGCACGACGAGGAGAUCGAGGUCGCCACGCUCGCCGAGCUCGAGCGCGAGAUCUUCAGCGGCAUGGAGGCGCUCGAGGACGCCUUCGAGAAGCUGCACGACCGCGCCAUGGCCGUGCGCGACGGCCUGCGCCGCCGCGGCGCCGCCCUCCAGAUGAGCCUGCAGCAGCGCCGCGGCGGCGCCAUCGGACCCGGGGGACGCGGCAUCGACGUCCUGCCGCUGUCGGGCUCCUCGGGCAUCUAUGAUCGCCCGGCCUGGGCGGAUGAGGAGAGCGUGGAUGGCGCGGAUAGCGAGUGGGGCGGGGAUGAUAUCAGUGAGCUCGCGCCGGAUGACUCGGCCAGUCAGGUUAGUAGCAACCGGCUGAGGAGGCCGAAGCGGAGGAGGGAGAGGGCCACGCCGGCGCCGAUUGAGGAGGAGGAUGAGCAGUGA
This is a messenger RNA of Chaetomium globosum CBS 148.51, 2787 nucleotides long. RefSeq lists its product as uncharacterized. Gene Ontology annotation, cellular component: nucleus. The record is from RefSeq and is a predicted model, not a curated record. Bases 1 to 2787 code for a protein of 928 amino acids. The transcript has a single exon. NCBI's taxonomy places the organism in Eukaryota, Fungi, Ascomycota, Sordariomycetes, Sordariales, Chaetomiaceae. Gene Ontology annotation, molecular function: DNA binding.